UUUUUAAUUCCAUGAGUAUUACGAAAAAUUUCCGAAAGUCUUUCAUAAUUAUUAUAACUUCCAUCAUUCCCGUUAUUAUUUGUAUUAUUAUUAUCUUCCAUUUCGUCGUCCAAUUCAAUCAGUUUACCUUUCCCUUUAUUUUGGGCAUCUUCAUUUCGAAGAAUAUACCAUGAAGGAAUUUUUUCUUUCUGCGGUUUUUUAUCAGCUAACAAAACUAGCUGGGAAAUAUAUUUUUUAAAUUUGUCUUCAGCAAUUAUUUCAUUUUCGUUUAAUAAAUUGAUAAAACCAUUCUCUGAUUCAUUUAUUUCCAAUUUAUUUUCAUUUAAUAAACAUUCUGUUUUUGAGGUUUUUCUUGGUUUUCUUUUUUUAUUGUUAGCUUUUAAUAUGCGAAACUCGUAUUUAUUUAAAUUAUUAUUUUCGUGAAUAGGCUGUGGGCAUUUUAGUGUAUAUUCAAUAUGUUUGUAGU
This is a messenger RNA of Meloidogyne enterolobii, 466 nucleotides long. The record is from the annotation of a GenBank genome assembly. Lineage: Eukaryota; Metazoa; Nematoda; Chromadorea; Rhabditida; Meloidogynidae.